This is a messenger RNA of Prunus armeniaca (apricot), 1107 nucleotides long. Lineage: Eukaryota; Viridiplantae; Streptophyta; Magnoliopsida; Rosales; Rosaceae. The record is from the annotation of a GenBank genome assembly.
AUGGACUCUUUGGACAUAUUAAAUGCAGAUCUGUUGACAAGAGCUCAUACGUGCCUUAACAAUCCCAUCCAUUCAGUUCACCUUACACCUUGGAAACUAUACUUUGAUGGAUCAAAGACUAAUAUAGCUUUUGGGGCACGGAUUGUUUUAGAAGAGCCACUAGGGAUCAGACAUUGUUAUUCUUUCCAGCUAGAUUUCCAAUGCACCAACAACAUGGCUGAAUAUGAGGCUUUAAUCAUUGGCCUUGAAAUGCUAGUGGAAUUAGGAACCCAAUCUGUGAAAAUUCUGGGAGGUUCUAUGCUUGUGUUAAAAGAGAUUGCUGAAGAAUACAAGUGUCUAAGUCCUUCUUUAACUAUCUAUCUAGUGGCAGCCAGAAACCUUCUAACAGAAUUCAGAGAAGCUACUUGGGAACACAUCCCAAGAGAAGAAAACUUUGCAGCCAAUGAAUUGGCUCAGGUAGCAACAGGAAUACAAAUGUCUGAGGACUGUGUACAAAGGAUCAUCAAGGUAGGAAAGAAAAGUCUACCAUCUGUUCUAACCAGAGGAAUAGAGAUAGAUGUCAAUUCUGCCAAAAUUACUGAAGAUGAUUGGAGAAGUCCCAUCAUAAAUUACUUGCAGUAUCAAAUCCUGCCUUCUAAGAAGAGAGUCAGAAUCAUGGCUUUGAACUACUUUAUGUGGAUUGGAGAUUUGGUCCGAAAAAGCAAAGAUGAGGUACUUCUGAGGUGCUUGGGGAAGAAAGAAUGCAUGAAGGUCAUGGGAGAAACCCAUGAAGGAAUCUGUGGUGCUCAUCAAGGAGGAAGAAAAAUGUGUUGGUUAAUUAAAAGGUAUGGCUACUUCUGGCCAACCAUGAUGAAAGAUCGCAUUGAGUAUUCCAAGAGAUGUGAGGCUUGUCAAAGGCAUGGCCCAAUCCAGCAGGCUCCUUCAAUUCCCAUGAAUCCAGUAGUAAAGCCAUGGCCAUUUAGAGGAUGGGCAAUUGAUCUCAUUGGCAAGAUUUAUCUAGCCAGUAGCAAGCAACAUUGUUUUAUCAUUGUAGCUACAUACUAUUUCACCAAAUGGGUGGAAGCCAAGCCUAUUAAAUCCACUACAUCUCAAGAGAUCAUCACCUGA